AUGACCGCCAACAGCACCCACACUGACGAGCUCGCAAUCGACUGUCGCGACCUCACUUUCUUCUUUAACCCCAACGACGCCGAGCCCGUCCUUUCUGGUGUCAACAUCCAGCUCGAGCGCGGAGAUUGCUGUCUUCUCGUCGGCGCCAACGGAGCCGGCAAGUCGACACUCCUCCGUAUCCUAGCCGGCAAGCGGCUGACCAAGACGCGCAACUGCCGUAUCCUGGGUCAGGAUGUCUUCAUGAAUCCGCCUGGUGGCGUCGUCUACCUCGGUACCGAGUGGUGCAUGAACCCCGUCGUGCGCUCGGACAUUGUCGUGUCCCACUUUCUCGACUCGGUCGGAGGAUGGCGCCACCGCGCGCGUCGCGAUCGCCUCCUUGAGAUCCUCGAUGUCGACCUCGACUGGCGGAUGCACCAGAUCUCGGACGGCGAGCGCCGCCGUGUCCAGCUCUGCAUGGGCCUCAUGACGGAAUGGGAUGUGCUGCUGCUCGACGAGGUGACUGUCGACCUGGAUGUGCUCGUGCGUGCCGAUCUUGUCAAUUUCCUCGCGUCCGAGGCCAAGGACCGUGGCGCGACGAUCCUCUACGCGACCCACAUUUUCGACGGCCUCGGCUCGUUCCCGAACAAGAUCGUGCACAUCCAACUCGGAGCUACACCCAAGCCGACGAUUGAAUGGGGGCCCGGCAGCGGUGACCUGUUCAACGUCGCGCUGGGUUGGCUGCGCGAGGACCGUGAGCUGCGCCGUGAGAAGGAGGCCGCACGCGGGAGAGUCCGCGGCCCCAAGGGCGACGUGAGUUGCCUCUCUGCGCGAGGUUGCCCAAUGCUGACAUCAGACUCGCGAUGCAAGGACGUUCUUCGACAAGUACGACUACUCCCACUAGAAACUAGACUACUCGUGAGUGCCAGUGUCGGUUGCGUUGGGAUUGCCCCGAUCUCUCCUCUCUUCCUCCCUUCCCCCUUCCCCUCCACACACCCGGUGACGAUAAUACUGGUAAUCCGGACUCACCCCGCUCAAAGAGUACACCGCGGGCUAUAUGCUGCGCGGUGGGGAGAGCAUGGGGAUGUAAAGGCGAGUCUGAGGGUGUCGUUGGCUGUUUUGAUUUGCGUGAGGUAG
This is a messenger RNA of Cutaneotrichosporon oleaginosum, 1113 nucleotides long. RefSeq lists its product as uncharacterized. The record is from RefSeq and is a predicted model, not a curated record. Gene Ontology annotation, molecular function: ATP hydrolysis activity; ATP binding. Lineage: Eukaryota; Fungi; Basidiomycota; Tremellomycetes; Trichosporonales; Trichosporonaceae.